AUGGCCUCUUUAACCUCCGACCUGUUGAACUACAUUGUUUUCCGGUACCUCCAGGAAUCAGGAUUCUUACAUUCAGCAUUUUCUUUUGGACACGAGGCUAGGAUCAAUAAGAGCACAGUGGAUGGAAAUCGAAUUCCUUUUAAUGCUCUUGUUAAAGUUGUGCAAAAGGGUAUUCAAUAUCUUGAAUUGGAAACCAAUUUGAGCAAUGAUGAUACCGAUAUGGAUGAAGACUUCAGGUUUCUGGAACCUUUGGAUCUCAUAACAAAAAAUGUAUCUGAGUUGCAACAAAUGAUUAAAGAGAAAAAGGAAAAGGUUCAGAAAGAUAAGUCAAAUGCUGACAAUGAGCUCGACCAUGAACGAGAACCUGCAAGAGACAGGGAGAAGGAGAAAAAUGGAAAUGCCGGAGAUUUGGAGCCUAUGGAUAUCUGCACAGACUCAACCUCUUUGCCGUGUGAAAUUUCUAGCUGUGAUGUAAUGGCUUUGGAAGGGCAUACAUCUGAGGUUUUUAUCUGUGCUUGGAGUCCGGAAGGGUCACUUCUUGCAUCUGGGUCUGGAGACUCUACUGCUAGAAUUUGGACUAUUGGCGAUGGUCCAGGUAACUCUACUAUCCAGAGGAUGCCUCCAAAUGUUAAGGUUUUGAAGCAUUUGGAAAGUAGAGCAACUGAGGAAAACAACGAUGUUACAACACUUGAUUGGAAUAGCAAGGGUACCCUGCUUGCGACAGGUUCUUACGAUGGCCACGCCAGAAUCUGGAACCGAUCUGGCUUAUUGCUUAAAACUCUUACCAAACAUGAAGGGACAAUCUUCUCUUUGAAAUGGAACAAGAAAGGUGAUUAUCUCCUCAGCGGUAGUACUGAUAGAACUGCCGUUGUUUGGAAUGUGAAGUCUGGAGAAUCGAAGCAGCAAUUUAAUUUUAAUUCAGGUAUGCUUGAUGUUGAUUGGCUUGACAACAGUUCUUUUGCGGUCGGCUCCACUGAUAACAAGAUUUAUGUUUGUAAAGUUGGGGAGAAUCAACCAGUCAAAAGAUUCUCAGGACAUAAGAAUGAGAUCAAUGCUAUCAAGUGGGACCCCUCAGGUUCCUUGCUGGCUUCAUGCUCUGAAGAUACCACAGUUAAGAUAUGGAGCAUGAAAAAGGAUGUCUGCUUGCAUGAUUUCAGAGAACACAGCAAAGAGAUAAAUACCAUCAAAUGGAGUCCAACUGGCGCUGGUACAAGCAAUCCGAAUAAAAAGUUGUUGCUAGCAAGUGCUUCGUUUGACUCAACCGUGAAGCUAUGGGAUGUUGAACAAGGGCGUCUUUUUCACAGCUUGAACGGUCACAGGGAAGUUGUUUACUCUGUUGCAUUCAGUCCGAACGGUGACUACUUGGCAAGUGGGUCAUUGGAUAACUGCAUGCAUAUAUGGUCAGUGAAGGACGCCAAAAUUGUAAAAACUUACAAAGGAGAUGGCGGUAUUUAUAAUGUGUGCUGGAACAAGGAAGGCAACAAGGUUGCUGCCUGUUUUUCAAACAAGGUUUUUGUUUUCGAUAUUCGAUCGUAG
This is a messenger RNA of Solanum stenotomum, 1536 nucleotides long. RefSeq names its product WD40 repeat-containing protein HOS15-like. Gene Ontology annotation, molecular function: protein binding; transcription corepressor activity. Gene Ontology annotation, biological process: regulation of transcription by RNA polymerase II. The transcript is spliced from 14 exons. The record is from RefSeq and is a predicted model, not a curated record. The coding region runs from base 1 to 1536 and encodes 511 amino acids. NCBI's taxonomy places the organism in Eukaryota, Viridiplantae, Streptophyta, Magnoliopsida, Solanales, Solanaceae. Gene Ontology annotation, cellular component: histone deacetylase complex.